Drosophila virilis is the source of this 1871-nucleotide messenger RNA. It is a transcript of the gene Tsp66A, whose product is annotated as Tetraspanin 66A. The record is from RefSeq and is a predicted model, not a curated record. NCBI's taxonomy places the organism in Eukaryota, Metazoa, Arthropoda, Insecta, Diptera, Drosophilidae. Gene Ontology annotation, cellular component: membrane.
UUACUCUUGAUUCAGGUUCUUGAUUGAAUGAAAUAUUUUGAAAUCUGAAAAUUUGCCUGGAACUAUAUUUCAGAAGAUAAAAAAUUAUUUAUGCAUAAUGGCCAAUAAAGCCGGACCUUCGAGGCGGGCAGCGUCCUUGGACUACGAUGGGCUCGAUAAAAGGAAUUGGAAAUUGAUAGCUUCCCGCUGGGUUAUCUUAAUACUCGCUAUCAGCUGUAUUUAUGCCAACAUCAACGAUAUUAUGUACUACAGCGGAAUAAUCAAUCAGUACUCGCAAAUUCCGGAAUGUGGUUUUGUAAAAUUUGAAAUAAUGGUGGUCGUGUCAGGUAUCUUAAUGCUAAUCACCUUGACUGUAGGAGGUGCUUUGGUGCUCAAGCAGCAGCUACGUCAAUUGCGCGCUUACCUUACGUUUCUGUUCAUAUUUAGCUGGAUGCACUUGAUGAUAAUCCUCGUGCUGACACAGCGUUAUCCGCUUGUCCAUGAGAUCCACAGCAAGUGGAUAAAGAGAGAAAGCAUCAAUAUGUACGAGAUCAUGUAUAAUUGCUGCGGCGUGUUCGGGCCGGAUGAUUAUCUGCUCCUAUAUGGCAAAUUGCCAAGCAGCUGCUUCAGCGAUAGCACCAUGGAGUCCAAGGAUCUUUAUUACACUGGCUGCCUAAAUAAAAAUGAUAUCGAGUCCACCAUCGUACGCGGUGAGAUGGUCACGUCAUUGAUACAGUUCAUUUUCUGCAUUUUGCUGAUGUGUUUCUAUUUUUUUAUCAAGCAAAUCAAAGCGCCGCAGCGUAGUCUGCGCGACUUGUGGAAAGACCGCAUCAUACUCUAGAUUUCGAUUUUGUUUUUUUUUUUUUUUGUCGUGUCUCAAGCAACAAAUUGAAUUUGCAUUUGCAAGACAAAUUGGAUGGCAUUGAAAUUGGCAAUGGGCUGGGUAUUGGCAGCCGGGCUUACACUUCUCAUAUUUCACCAACAGCUGCAAUCAAUAACGAUAAACACUCGAGUGUCUGACCAAAGCGAAAUGCUCGUCGGAGCCCUUGUCCGAGUGUCCGUUCUGCAUAUGCAUGAGCCAAUAAAGAAAUCAACAAAGGCGAAUCCCAACUAUUGCAAAUACCCAAACACCAGAACACACACAGUGGAUAUUCGAAACAAUAUGCCAAAGGAGAGAAUGCAGCCAAGCGACUAAGCACAUGUUCAAGGACAAUCUCAAUGCUCAGAGCUUGGAUGUUUUCAUUUUUAUAUGUAUCCCUUAUCUGAGCCAGUGUCGACGAUUUGGCAAAACUUUUCCGCCCCAUAACCAUAACAAUAACAACAACACUUUGGUCAAGCUGCUGAUGGGUCCCAGCGCAGAGUUUAUGGCGGCAAAGGCAACGGGCUAACUGAAAACCAAAAGGGGUCAUGUGGCUCAUUAAACUUUGGCCAACAAUUUUUUUGCGCCCCACCACCAACAAAGACAAACAAAAAGUUUAACACUAAAUAUUUUGCGACCCUACGGAAAAAAAAUGUAUAUAUAUAUAUUCGCACUAUAUACUUACAUAAAGUAAGUAGCGAUUCAUGCGGAUGAGCACGGGCGUGAGGCAUAAAAUUAUGGCACACAUACGGCCCAUUAAAUGUUAGACAAAUGUGAAGGGCAACGUCUAGGGGUAAGAGGGCUCGGGCAGGUGGCUGCAGCAAGAGAAAAACAAACAAUUUGAGCUAAAAUAAAUAGCCAUAAGUGCAGAAAAGUAAUUAUCGGAAAUCAAUAUGUUAAAAAAAAAAACAAGUGUUUACAAAUCAAUCUUGCCACUCAAGGUGACAUAAAGCAGGAUUGUGCUGCAUUAAAAUUAAAUGUAGUUGACAAAAGUCAAAUUGUUAUCGAAAAUAAAUUGCUGUUUAUAAACCAA